AUAAAAGGUUAGCUACAGAUAGGGAAGCAUUCUCUUCGGAUAGGCUGGGUUGGAGGAAGGUUGCAACUGGAGAAGGGAUCCCUCACCAGAGGGUGGCAGUGGAGCAGCAUCAUUGUCCCCUCUGGGAUUGUGCCCUCUCUGGAGAAGGCUGGAAACGGUUGCUAUGGAACCUGAUCAGUGGACAGUGACCUUUGAAGAAAUUGCUGUUUAUUUCGCCAAGGAUGAAUGGGCCCUCCUGAAUCCAGCCCAACGAGCCCUCUACAAGGAAGUCAUGCUGGAGAAUUAUGGGAUUAUGGCCUCUCUGGGGAUUCCCAAACCGAGCUUGAUCUCCUGGUUAGAAGAAGAGAAAGAUCUGCUGGUCCACACCAUUGAAGGAGAAAGAUCAUCAGGUGAUUGGACGGAGAAAGAAGAAGAACCACUGAGAAGGAAAACUGAAGGAAGGCAGACACGGAGGAAGAACAAUGUGACUUCUGAUAGAGCCGACCUCCAUGACACCCCAACCCCAAAAAGUUACAAAGGGAAGAUAAUAUUACGCCUGCAUUCCCGAAACGUAGUAUCUGAACCGGCCCCAGGUGCACAUCAGGAAACACACAAACGGGAGACAUGCUUGGAGCAGACAACAACAAACAUCCGUCAAAGCAAAAUUCGUUUUCCCUCACGGAGAAACCACCCGGGAGAGAAAUCAUAUAAAUGCGUAGAGUGUGGAAAGCGCUUCCGUAGCUGCUUAGGCCUCUCGUCCCAUGAGAAAAUCCACAAAGGGAGAAAACAUAAAUGUUUUGAAUGUGGAAAGUCCUUCACUCAGAGCAACAAACUCGUUUCCCAUCAAAGGAUCCACAGCGGGGAGAAACCUUAUAAGUGCUCCGUGUGUGGAAAGGGAUUCAGUCGGCGCGAUAUACUGACCGUGCAUAGCAGAAUUCACACAGGGCUGAAACCCUAUACGUGCUCAGAGUGCGGAAAGGGGUUCAGUCGGCAGGAUUCCCUUGUUUUGCAUAGCAGGGUCCACGUAGCACGUAAUCGAACCCAGACAAAGGAGAAACCGUAUAUGUGCUCAGUGUGUGGGAGGAGUUUCACUCGCAGGCCGUACCUUGCUUCCCACGAAAGAAUCCAUACGGGAGAGAAACCAUUUAAAUGCUCAGAGUGCGAAAUGAGCUUCAGAUCCAAGAGAACCCUCGCUUCCCACGGGACAACCCACACUGGAGAUAACCCCUAUACAUGCUCAGAGUGUGGGAAAGGCUUCACUCAGCAGUAUUCCCUCGACGUGCAUCGCAGAAUCCACACAGGGGACAAACCUUACACGUGCUCAGUGUGCAAAAAGAGCUUCAGCCGAAUCGAUGUCCUGACGGUGCACAAGAGAAUCCACACUGGGGAGAAGCCAUACGGAUGCCGAGAGUGUGGAAAGAGCUUCAGGGACAAGACGGGCCUUACUUGCCACCAAAGAAGCCACGCAGGGAGAAAACCGUUUCGGUGCUUUGAAUGUGGGAAGAGCUUCAGCCAAAGCUCGUCUCUCUCUUCCCAUCGGAGGAUCCACACACAAGGGGGAAAGACUACAAGCUCUAAAUGCAGGAAGAGGUAAUAAUACAGCUGCACAGUAAAAAAAAAAAUGGUUUCACAAACCCGCUUGCAUAAAUGGUUGGGACUUGUGUUGGGACUACAGUUGCUAUGUAAUGUAUUGUAAGUAGGAUCCUAUUUAUGUAACCUCUGUCCUGCUUAACCUGUCAGGUGAACCGUGACGCUACAUUUCAGUUCUUUUUCAUGGUUCUAGAUUUCUAAGAUCCUAAUGCAUUAGUUAUUGAAUUUUGCAUUUUGUUGAUUGUACUGACUCACGAUCUAUAAUCUGGCUUCAGUCCCUGUGAGAAAGGCAAAGUAUAAACAACGGAAAAAAAUAAAAUAAAAAAGUCGCUUCUGAUGUA
Messenger RNA from Heteronotia binoei (common prickly gecko), 1910 nucleotides. Its product is annotated as zinc finger protein OZF-like. Lineage: Eukaryota; Metazoa; Chordata; Lepidosauria; Squamata; Gekkonidae. The transcript has 5 exons. The record is from RefSeq and is a predicted model, not a curated record. Gene Ontology annotation, cellular component: nucleus. The coding region runs from base 164 to 1573 and encodes 469 amino acids. Gene Ontology annotation, molecular function: RNA polymerase II cis-regulatory region sequence-specific DNA binding; DNA-binding transcription activator activity, RNA polymerase II-specific. Gene Ontology annotation, biological process: regulation of transcription by RNA polymerase II.